Molecule: messenger RNA, 720 nt
Organism: Trypanosoma theileri
Lineage: Eukaryota; Euglenozoa; Kinetoplastea; Trypanosomatida; Trypanosomatidae
Product: protein-L-isoaspartate O-methyltransferase
Exons: 1
Coding region: 1-720 (239 amino acids)
Biological process (GO): protein modification process
Cellular component (GO): cytoplasm
Molecular function (GO): protein-L-isoaspartate (D-aspartate) O-methyltransferase activity
Source: RefSeq, a predicted model, not a curated record
AUGGCUUGGACGUGCUCAGGUGUUUCAAACCAAGCAAUGGUUCGAAAAUUGGAGCUGGCCUCACUGAUCUCUACGCCAGCUGUCAUUGACGCAUUCCAUCGCGUGGAUCGUGGGUGGUUUGUGUCAGAUUACCAUAAGGGCAUGGCGUAUAAUGACUCUCCACUGCCCAUUGGGUAUGGUGCUACUAUAAGUGCACCCCAUAUGCAUGCCAUUAUGGUUGAAAUUCUUGCCCCUUAUCUUCUUCAACCGGAAGGAAACCAAAACAAAAGAGUAUUGGAUAUUGGUAGCGGUAGUGGCUACCUGACGGUUAUUCUUGCUAUGCUAUGCGGUCCUGGGUCACAGGUUAUUGGUGUGGAACAUGUGGAGCAGUUGCGACAACGAUCAUCGGAUGUGGUCAAAAAACAUUUUGCUCAGUGGGUAAACGAAGGCCGUAUAUCAUUUAUCAAGGGUGAUGGUAGAGACAUUUCAAAAUUAUUUCCCAAUUCUCAAAGUUCAUUUGAUGUUAUUCACGUCGGUGCAGCUGCUGCAAGUGUUCCCCAAACUUAUUUUGAUUCACUGAAACCUGGUGGAUGCCUCGUAAUACCGGUGGGAGAAGAAGAUGCGACACAGUUUCUGCGUAUUUACAGGAAAGAUCUCAAUGGAAAAGUGGAAAUGAAAACACAUGGACGAGUGCAAUUCGUUCCUCUGACUUCCCUGGGGCAUCAGAUAAGGCGUCAAUAA